Molecule: messenger RNA, 5323 nt
Organism: Dunckerocampus dactyliophorus (ringed pipefish)
Lineage: Eukaryota; Metazoa; Chordata; Actinopteri; Syngnathiformes; Syngnathidae
Gene: ryk
Product: receptor like tyrosine kinase
Exons: 16
Coding region: 481-2385 (634 amino acids)
Biological process (GO): positive regulation of kinase activity; axonogenesis; cell surface receptor protein tyrosine kinase signaling pathway
Cellular component (GO): signaling receptor complex
Molecular function (GO): ATP binding; protein kinase activity
Source: RefSeq, a predicted model, not a curated record
AACCCACUCGAUGCGGCGUCUGUCUAUGUCUAUGGUUUUCAGGACGCUGAGCCAGUGCGCGCCCCCGCUGCUCCCUGCCUGCGCGCUCUCCUCGAAAAGUGAGCUCGUUUGAGGGAAAAGAAUCUGGACGACCAUGGAGGAAGAAAGCUGGAUGUUAUCUUCUGUCCUUUGAACACUUUUUCACUUUUCCGUCACUUUCGACAACAGGGGAGGUCACGUGUGGUGAUUAUAUUUUUUUCAAUUCGUAAGUUUCCAAACUUCAAUGAGUUUAGCGCUGGCAUAGCCUGAUUGGAAAGUUAGCUAGCUAGCCUCGGCUACACAUUAGCCCUCCUCGGCUAGCGACUUUCGGAACAAAAACAGGCCGGCGGAGAGGCGACCUAGGCGGCUACAAGUGACGCGGAAUGUUGCCUCCUGGGAUUAACUUCACAUACGGAUGAGAAGGAAAUUGGGGAACACGGAGAACAACAGACGAGCGGUGCCAUGUUGGGCUGCCCGUCUGAGUCCCGAGGGUGGCCGCACUUGGUGCUCUGGCGGCCGGGGGGCUUCUUCGUCUUCUUGCUGCUGCUGCUGCUGGUGCUGCUGCUGGAAGGCAGCCUCGGCCUCGCCAACCCGGACAGCCACUCUGGUCUCAUCGGCAGCAGCAACAACUGCAGCGUUAACAUAUACUUGAGUGUGGAGGAGGUGAAGAAACUACUGGGCCUGGAUGCAGAGCUUUACUAUGUUCGGGAUGACGUGGUGAGUCAUUACGCGCUAUCCUUCACUCUGCCGGUCCCCAGUGAGACCAACAGCCUUCACUUCACGUGGCAUUCCAAGUCCAAGGUGGACUACCGACUAGGUUUCCAUGUGGAGAACCCUGUUGCCAUGAACCAACCACGGAGCAACAUCUCCAGCCAAGGAGAAGUGCCCCGCUUUCCCUCCGUUUUUAGAGUGGAUCUUUUCUGUUCUGGCAAGAUUGACGGGGAGGCGGUGGUGACGCUGCAGCUCAAUCUGACCAUCCACGCCGACAACUACACAGUGCUCAACUUCAAGAGGAGGAAAAUGUGCUACAAGAGAAUAGAUUCCGACCCAAAGAUUCCAUUAACGUUCAACAACCACACCCUUCACACCCUUCAGCAGCCUGACUUAGAUGGCGUGACCACCCCCACCACCUCCACUCAGGUGUUUUACAUAAGUGUAAGCGUAUGCUGCAUCGUCAUCUUCCUGGUGGCCAUCAUCCUGGCUAUCCUGCACCUGCACAGCAUGAAGAGAGUUGAGAUGGAGGACAGUGUGAGCGACAGUGGGAGUUCUCAGGGACUCUCCCAGCCAUCCACGCAGACCACACAGUACCUGAGGGCUGACACGCCAAACAAUGCAGCCCCCGUUUCCAACAACCACCCCGGCUCUGCACCCAUACUCCAGCUUGCUGCCUCCUCCUUCCAAAACCCCGGUGCCCCCCCCCACGAAACAAAAAGCUACCCAUCGCUUCGCAUCGAGAAGAACGACCUGAGAAGCGUCACUCUCAUGGAGGCCAAGGCCAAAGUGAAAGACAUCGCCAUUUCAAGGGAGAGAGUCACUCUGCGAGAUGUCUUGCACGAAGGCACGUUUGGCCGCAUCUUCCACGGUGUGCUGCUGGAUGAAAAGGACCCCAGUAAGGAAAGGCCGGUCUUUGUGAAGACCGUGAAAGAUCACGCCUCUGAGGUCCAGGUGACGAUGAUGUUGACUGAAAGUUGCAAGCUUCGCGGCCUUCAUCAUAGGAACUUGCUGCCCAUCAGUCACGUGUGCACGGAGGAUGGCGAGAAGCCCAUGGUGCUGCUGCCUUUCAUGGCCUGGGGGAACCUAAAGCUGUUCCUGCGCCAGUGCAAGCUGGCCGAAGCUAACAACCCACAGGCCGUCUCUCAGCAGGACCUGGUCUACAUGGCAAUCCAGAUCGCAUGUGGAAUGAGCUACCUGGCUCGCCGAGAGGUCAUACACAAAGACCUCGCAGCCAGGAAUUGUGUCAUUGACGACAACAUGCAGGUAAAGAUCACGGACAACGCCCUGGCCCGAGAUCUGUUUCCCAUGGAUUACCACUGCCUGGGGGACAACGAGAACCGGCCCGUGCGCUGGAUGGCGCUGGAAAGCUUGCUUGACAACGACUUUUCCAGCGCCAGCGACGUGUGGGCUUUCGGCGUGACACUGUGGGAGCUGAUGACGCUGGGCCAGACGCCGUAUGUGGACAUCGACCCCUUUGAGAUGUCCGCCUACCUGAAGGACGGCUACAGAAUAGCGCAGCCCAUCAACUGUCCCGAUGAACUGUUCGCCGUCAUGGCGUGCUGCUGGGCUCUGGACCCCGAGGAAAGACCCAAGUUCCAGCAGCUGGUGCAGUGUCUCACAGAGUUUCACGCCGCUUUGGGGGCUUACGUGUAAAAUCUCCCUUGACAACCCUCCAACCCCCUUGAAGAACAGCAGCACUGGAAGCUGCUGGUGGACUCAUGAAUUCCUGUUGUGCCUUUUCCAAAGAGCAGCCUUGGAGCACAAUGACAGUUCUUUUUGUACAGUUGUUUUUUUUUUUCAUAUAGUUGAUGUAGUAUUCUUCCAUAGGCGACUUUUUCCACUCAUCACCAGGACUUGCAGGCGUGGAAGUGACCAACAUCGUAACCCUUUUGUCGAAGGUUGAGUGCGGUACGGCAGUUUUAUCAGAAUGGUGCAUUUACCCCUUGAAUGAAAUCAGCGUGUGUGUGUGUGCCUUCCUCAUUUUGCCAACGUUCAGCAUGUAUAUUGGAACACUUCUCCUCUUUUUGUAUUCCCACAAUCCCAACAGCUUCCUCCAGGUCCUGCAGUAGAACACGAAGGUCCGGUAGAUCAGGGGUUGGGAACCUUUUUGGCUAAGACAGCCAUGAAAGCCACAUAGUUUAAAAUGUAUUUCUGUGAGAGCCAUAUAAUAUUUUUUAAACACUGAAUACAACUAAAUGCGUGCAUUUUUAAGCAAGGCCAACAAUUUUAGAAUAUAAUAAGUCUGAAUUUAUUAUUUUUAUUAACAUGGUUAUAGUGAAGCUAACCAAUGAUAAAUAAAAUACGUGUUACCAUUAAUGUGACUUCUGGUGCUACAUGGUUUUGCACUAUACUUUUUAUCUUUCUUCCUUUUUGCCAUCUUCUUCAUCAAAAGGGUUGGCUCUGCAGAAUUGGCAAGCUGACUAUUUGAUUAAAGGAGGGAAGUUCACUUCUUGAUCUCUCGGUGACCCAGGUAGGUUAAUGCGUUAUUCAGUAAUCAAUUUUUGGUGUCUGAUCCGGAAAAUAUUGUAAGGACAGCUGGCAUUGACUCUGGACACCAGUUGAGUAAGUAAAGCAGUAAAAGUAAAAAGAUGAAUGGAUGAAAAGGCACAAAAAAGUAUAUUUUGAAUAGGGCUACAACUAGUGAUUAGUUUUCGAUUAAUCGGUGAGUCGGAUUCAAAAAACCCUUUUUAUUUCUGCCUCUUUACUUAGAAAUAGAAGAUUUGAUCUGACAGAACAAAUAAGUGCACAAACACCAGGUUGGCGCUUGAAUAUUAUGUUAAAAUAAUAACAAAAUCGAAAUGUUUGUCAAAUAACUUCAGUAAAACAAUAAAUGUACACAAAACUACAAUCAUGGUCAUUUUCUAAGUCGAUUAAUCUGAACCUUGUUGUUUCAAUUAAUGGAGUAAUCGGUUAGGCCAUGGAUGGACCAAAUUGAUAUGAAACAAACACCUAGAGUUAGUGGUUGGGUCCGCAACAUAUCAGAAAAGAGGCAAAAAUACCCAUCACUGUUUUCCAAAGUCGGUAUGUGUGAAUAUGUUGUUUUGGCUAAUACACAAAGAUAAUAGGUCUACUUUCAUGGAUGACUAAGGAUAUUAAAAAAUAUUCACAUUUAAGAGGCUGCAAUUAGAGGAUAUUUACAUAUUUAAGUCGAAAAAUUAUGAUUUGAUUACCAAAAUAGUUGUCGAUUAAUUGGGUAAUCGAUUAACCAUCGAUUAAUUGUUGCAGCUCUAAUUUUGAAAGUUUUUUUUUUAUAACACUGUGAUUUCUGUAGUGUUUCACUUUAAAAUGUAAGUGAAAAAAAAUGUAAUGAAUUUUAUCGUGUUAAGAAAUAAGAGCCAGAUGCAGUCAUCAAAAGAGCCACAGGUUCCCUACCCCUGCGCUAGACUUUUGGGAGUACAAUUUAUCACGGUCAUCAUUAAGCUCCUGUGACGUGUUUUUAUGGUUACUGCAUGGUUGAUCUCCAUUCACUAUUAAAAGGUAUUUCUUUGCGUGCAGCUGUCCUUUAAUACGGUUUUAUGUCUUUUGGCAAAUUAACCAAUCAGGUUUGAUCCUAAACAUCUAUGUGUUUUUUUUUGAGAACGAGCCACGUCAAGCUACUUGCGCUUGAAUGUCACAGCGUCAGUUAUCAUCAGCGCCUUGUCCAAAGCCUUCCGUCGACUCACUAAGCAGCGAUAGUCUUUAUUUAGCGUUUCCAGGGGACUCUGACUCAUUAAAAACUGAUCAGCCUCCCAACUUCUCCGCAUGAUUCACGCAUAAGAACGUUGCCCUGUUCAUUUGGCACGUUAAGUAACAACAGAUGGAAAGUCUACAGUUUGAUGUGUCAUCAUGUAUUUUUGACCACAGACAUUCCUUUGAAGAAACGCCCUCUUUUACUGAAGAAAACUUGUCAUGAACUAAGAGGAUGAGUCUUGUUAUCUCCAAGAGUUUAGUUGGUAGACUCGUGGAGUCACCCCCUGCUGGACGUCAUAUUGGAAUGAUUAUUUCUGGCAAUUGGAAUGUUGAAUGUGUCUACCAUUGUGCAUACCUGCCAAUAUUUACAUGAUCAAAAAAAGGACAAUUUGUCUGAUCUUCUGCAAGAGCUUUCAUAGAAAUUCAAAUACGGGAAACAAGGGAAAAAUACGGUGGUUUCCCAGUGAAAACGGGAAGAUUGACAGGUGUGCCGGCGUUUGGGAAAAGAUCUGCACAGUGGCGGAGGGACAUGGUGGCAUUGGUCACUCUCCGGCCACCCCACUAAUGGCGGAGCUAUGGUGAGACGUUUCAGGUGUCACCUUAUUGCCACCCCUGUGUGAGUAAUGGUCUCACCUUGGCUCCGCCACUGGAUCUACACAUGGUGGCCCACUGAAAUGUUUUAUUUUACUUAUAAAUAAGUUUUUUUUGUUGUCGUUUUUCAGAUAAAAGUAACAAUUCGUAAAAUGUGUGGAUGCGUGCUCCUCAUUGGACAACAACGAAAACUGUCAUGUCGUCUUUUGGUUUUUAUCUACAAGGCAUACUGUAUCAGUCCUGUCUUUAAGUGAUGUGCGAAACCACUGAUUUUGUUUCCGACCCAAUACUGACAAGACAUUCAGACUGGUAUUGACGAUACUGAUCCGAU